AGGUUGCUCCGGAACCGCGUGUCAGCACAGCAGGCUCGGGAGCGCAAGAAGCAGUACGUCUCCUCCCUGGAGGAGCAGAUCCGCGAACAGCAGACCCACAUCGGACUGCUGGAGAAGCGUCUAGAAGCUGUGGAAGCCCAGAAUGAAGCGCUC
Messenger RNA from Volvox carteri f. nagariensis, 153 nucleotides. RefSeq lists its product as uncharacterized. Gene Ontology annotation, biological process: positive regulation of transcription by RNA polymerase II. The annotation marks the transcript as partial. The transcript has a single exon. NCBI's taxonomy places the organism in Eukaryota, Viridiplantae, Chlorophyta, Chlorophyceae, Chlamydomonadales, Volvocaceae. Gene Ontology annotation, molecular function: DNA-binding transcription factor activity, RNA polymerase II-specific. The record is from RefSeq and is a predicted model, not a curated record.